CGACGUCGUCAUGGUCCGCACACGCUUUCUUAAGAACACAACUCAGAGCCAGUUCUUAGUGUAGAGCCGGCGACCAACCAAAAGGAGUCAUCUUUUUCUCUCAUUUCAUCUCACUUUCUCUCGUUUUCUAUCUGUAUCUUUAGAGUGUUUUAAAUUCUCAUGUAAUGUAUAUAAAACUCUGAAUGCUUCAAUCAUGCUUGGUCAAGCUCACGACUUGGUCUCUUUCUCUCUCUAAAGAUUUUUGCUCUGAGUUCUGAACCAUUCGGAGUGAAGUGGUCGAUCCCAAAAAGGCAUUAUAUCAUACAGCUGACUUGUUUUCUAGGGGCCUCUAUUGUUAUCCUUCGGACAUGGUCCGAUCUUUGCUGAUUUAGGAUUCGUGAUACCUAGAUCUUUGGUAGUAUUCAAUUAUGGCAUCAAAAUCAUUCAAGGCCAGCCGAUCAUCCUUAUCAACAACCUCAGAUGUCUCUGAUUCGAUCCACAACAAGCCUCCCCUGCCUCCAACUGUGACAUUUGGCCGAAGGACAUCCUCAGGCAGGUAUAUAAGCUAUUCAAGGGAUGAUCUUGAUAGUGAACUUGGUAGUGGUGAAUUUAUGAACUACACUGUACACAUACCACCUACACCUGACAACCAACCUAUGGAAGGCUCCAUGGAUCCAUCCAUCUCACAGAAGGUUGAGGAGCAAUAUGUGUCGAAUUCGCUCUUCACGGGUGGAUUCAAUAGUGUGACACGAGCUCAUCUCAUGGACAAGGUGAUUGAAUCCGAAACCAGCCAUCCCCAGAUGGCUGGCGCAAAAGGAUCUUCAUGUGCAAUUCUCGGGUGCGAUGCAAAGGUGAUGAGUGAUGAAAGGGGAGCAGACAUUCUUCCUUGUGAAUGUGAUUUCAAAAUAUGCCGAGAUUGUUAUUUGGAUGCGGUUAAAACUGGUGGUGGGAUUUGCCCUGGAUGUAAGGAGCCAUAUAAAGCCUUGGAUUUGGAUGAACUGGCGGUGGAAAAUGGGCGUCCGCUUCCACUUCCACCACCAGCUGGGAUGUCAAAAAUGGAGAGGAGGUUGUCAUUGAUGAAAUCGACAAAGUCAGUGCUGAUGAGGAGCCAGACUGGGGAUUUUGAUCACAAUCGAUGGUUGUUUGAGACAAGGGGGACUUACGGGUAUGGGAAUGCUAUUUGGCCAAAGGAUGGGGUUUUUGGGAAUGGGAAAGAAGAUGAUGCAUCUGAGCCUCAAGAGUUAGUGAGCAAACCUUGGAGGCCACUCACACGAAAAUUAAAGAUACCUGCUGCUGUUCUGAGCCCAUAUCGGCUUCUAAUCUUUGUACGGAUGGUAGCUCUUGGAUUGUUCUUGGAAUGGAGGGUCACGAAUAAAAACGAGGAUGCAGUCUGGUUAUGGGGGAUGUCGGUGGUUUGUGAGAUUUGGUUUGCCUUCUCUUGGCUUCUUGAUCAACUGCCCAAGCUCUGUCCUAUUAAUCGUUCCACCGAUCUUAAUGUUUUGAAGGAGAAAUUUGAAACACCUAGCCCCAACAACCCCACUGGAAAAUCUGAUCUCCCAGGCAUAGAUAUUUUUGUCUCCACUGCUGAUCCAGAGAAGGAACCGCCUCUUGUCACUGCAAAUACCAUCUUGUCCAUCCUAGCUGCUGAUUAUCCUGUUGAAAAGCUUGCUUGCUAUGUUUCUGAUGAUGGAGGUGCACUGCUAACUUUUGAAGCCAUGGCAGAAGCUGCUAGCUUUGCAAACACAUGGGUUCCGUUUUGCAGAAAGCAUGAUAUUGAGCCAAGGAACCCAGAAACUUAUUUCAAUUUAAAGAGGGAUCCUUAUAAGAACAAAGUGCGGCCUGACUUUGUCAAGGACCGUAGACGGGUCAAGCGUGAGUAUGAUGAGUUCAAGGUGAGAAUCAAUGGCUUGCCUGAUUCUAUCCGUCGCCGAUCUGAUGCAUAUCAUGCUCGGGAGGAAAUCAAGGCAAUGAAACUUCAGAGACAGAAUAGAGACGAUGAAGCUGUGGAGACUGUGAAGGUCCCUAAAGCUACUUGGAUGGCUGAUGGAACCCAUUGGCCUGGGACUUGGAUGAAUCCUGGAUCCGAGCACUCUAAGGGUGAUCAUGCUGGAAUAAUACAGGUGAUGCUGAAACCCCCGAGUGAUGAGCCUUUGCAAAGUACUGCUGAUGAUACCAGACUAAUUGACCUCACUGAUGUGGACAUUCGUCUCCCCUUGCUUGUUUAUGUUUCCCGUGAGAAGCGUCCUGGCUAUGAUCACAACAAGAAAGCAGGGGCCAUGAAUGCAUUGGUUCGAGCAUCAGCAAUCAUGUCCAAUGGUCCUUUCAUUCUCAACCUUGACUGUGACCACUACAUCUACAACUCCCAGGCCAUGAGAGAAGGCAUGUGUUUCAUGAUGGACCGGGGUGGUGAUCGCAUUUGCUAUGUACAGUUCCCUCAGAGGUUUGAGGGUAUUGAUCCAUCUGAUCGAUAUGCAAAUCACAACACUGUUUUCUUUGAUGUCAAUAUGCGUGCCCUUGAUGGAUUACAGGGCCCAGUCUAUGUUGGAACUGGAUGCCUCUUCAGAAGGAUUGCCCUUUAUGGCUUUGACCCACCUAGAUCAAAAGAACACCAUCCUGGUUGCUGCAGCUGCUGCUUUUCUCGUCGCAAGAAGCAUGUUAGUGUUGCCACUACCCCAGAAGAGAACCGAGCCUUGAGGAUGGGCGAUUCUGAUGAUGAAGAAAUGAGCCUCUCCCUUCUUCCUAAGAGGUUUGGAAACUCAAAUUUCCUAAUUGAUUCAAUCCCAGUGGCAGAGUUUCAAGGCCGUCCCCUGGCAGAUCAUCCAGCCGUGAAGAAUGGACGGCCACCUGGUGCUCUUACCAUUCCUCGAGAGCUUCUUGAUGCAUCAACUGUUGCAGAGGCAAUCAGUGUCAUCUCCUGCUGGUAUGAAGAUAAGACUGAGUGGGGAAAUCGUGUCGGGUGGAUUUAUGGGUCUGUUACUGAAGAUGUGGUUACUGGGUACAGGAUGCACAACAGAGGAUGGAAAUCUGUUUACUGUGUCACCAAGAGGGAUGCCUUUCGGGGAACUGCUCCCAUCAAUCUCACUGAUAGGCUCCAUCAAGUCCUCAGGUGGGCUACUGGCUCAGUUGAAAUUUUCUUCUCCCGUAACAAUGCUCUCCUGGCCAGCCCAAGAAUGAAGCUUCUGCAGAGGGUAGCCUACCUUAAUGUCGGAAUCUACCCCUUUACCUCAAUCUUCUUGAUCGUCUAUUGCUUCCUUCCUGCACUCUCUCUCUUCUCUGGCCAGUUCAUCGUUCAGACCCUCAAUGUCACUUUCCUUACCUACCUCCUGGUUAUCACUGUGACCCUAUGUAUGCUUGCUGUGCUCGAGAUUAAAUGGUCUGGAAUUGAGCUUGAAGAGUGGUGGAGGAAUGAGCAGUUUUGGUUGAUUGGAGGCACUAGUGCUCAUCUUGCUGCCGUUCUUCAGGGGCUACUGAAAGUCAUUGCAGGGAUAGAAAUAUCCUUCACCUUGACAUCCAAAUCAGGCGGUGAUGACAUUGAUGAUGAGUAUGCAGAUCUCUAUGUUGUCAAAUGGACAUCACUGAUGAUUCCACCAAUCACAAUCAUGAUGACCAACUUGAUUGCAAUUGCAGUUGCUUUUAGCCGAACAAUAUAUAGUGUGUUACCUCAGUGGAGCCGUCUGCUAGGUGGGGUUUUCUUCAGCUUCUGGGUCUUGGCUCAUCUCUACCCCUUUGCCAAGGGACUCAUGGGAAGAAGAGGAAGGACUCCCACCAUUGUUUUUGUAUGGUCGGGACUCAUUGCAAUCACCAUUUCCCUCCUUUGGGUGGCUAUCAGCCCCCCAUCAGGUUCUACCCAAAUUGGAGGUUCAUUUGAGUUCCCUUGAUAGGUCAUUUUUUUUUUCAUAUCAAAGUGAAAUUGUUUUCAGAGUUUCCUUUAUUAAUUCUUUGUACAAGUUGAUCAUGUUGGUGCACAGACUAGGUGUGUUUUAUUUUCAUGCCAUUUAAAUUUAGUGGUAACUUUCAACAA
Vitis vinifera (wine grape) is the source of this 4000-nucleotide messenger RNA. RefSeq names its product cellulose synthase-like protein D3. Gene Ontology annotation, molecular function: cellulose synthase (UDP-forming) activity; mannan synthase activity. Lineage: Eukaryota; Viridiplantae; Streptophyta; Magnoliopsida; Vitales; Vitaceae. Gene Ontology annotation, biological process: cellulose biosynthetic process; plant-type primary cell wall biogenesis. The transcript has 4 exons. The coding region runs from base 408 to 3857 and encodes 1149 amino acids. Gene Ontology annotation, cellular component: plasma membrane; trans-Golgi network. The record is from RefSeq and is a predicted model, not a curated record.